UGUAGUCUGCGUUGUGUAGUGAUGAAUUAUAAAGUGAUUCUGUCUUUUUUUGAUCAAUUCUUUUCAGUGCCCUUGAUAAGAAUCCAGAUGGCAAUAAUUCAGAUCAUUUUCUUCAUUAUCAUCAGCAGCUCUUUGUUACUACACACUCAUUCAGCUGAUGUGUAUUCAGCUUUACUUCCACACACAGUAACAGCUCUCACAGGAUCUUGUGUACAGAUACCCUGCACAUUUGAUGUCUCUGGUUUCGAUGAGAAACUGAAGAAAACAAAACAGAUUCAUAGAAUUUGGCUGAUGAAGUCUCCACACCUUGGUCGAGAAAAUAGUUUGGUAGUGUUUAACAGCAGUGAAAACAUCAUCCCAGGAUUCAGUCACAUAGAGAUGAUUGGAAACCUGACUGAGAGAAACUGCACCACUGUCUUCUAUAACAUCAUGAUGAAUCAUUCAGACGUUUAUUACUUCAGACUGCAAAUGGAGCCAAAUGUGUUCAAAGGAACAUUUAACCCCAAUUCAGCUGAUUCAAGUGAUUCAAGCAAGACAGUCAGGAUCAAUGUUACGGAUUCACCACAUCCUCCUGAACUCAGUAUCACUCCAGAUGUGAAACAAUAUGUGCUGGAGGGGACUUCAGUCAGUCUGAGGUGUUCUGCUGAAGCUCCCUGCCCAAAAAAUCCUCCUACAUUAUCUUGGUCUCUCAUCCCCACAUCUGCAAACAUCACAACACAGUUACAAGAGAAACCUGAUAAAACUCAAUCUGUGAUUUCCACAAUGACCUUCAAUGCUUCAUACACGGAUCACAAGAAGAACAUCUCCUGCACUGUAACAUAUUCAACACACAUCUCUAAAGACACAACUGUGGAAAGCACCAUAAUGUUACGAGUUCAGUUUCCUCCAAAAAAGACAUCUAUCAGUGUUGAACCAUCUGCUUCAGUCUCUGUGGGCACUAAUGUGACUUUGACCUGCAAAACCAAAGCCAGUCCUUCAAAAAACAUUAGCUACACCUGGUACAAACGUGGACAGGAGACACGUCUAGCCUGGAAGAAUAAUUUUACCCUCAUUGUUACUCAUAAUAAUACAGGAUGGUAUUCCUGCACAGCACAGAAUAAAUUUGGCAACCAGACGUCAGAAGAGAUCCAGCUCAUAAUAAAAGAGCACAAUGGAUCCUCUAAAUCUGUGAUUUAUGGCUGUACAGGAGGACUUCUGACUUUACUUGUGCUUUCUGCAGGAUUUGUUUAUUGCGUGAGGACAAGAGCAUCCAGUCAGACCAACAUCAAAGGAAGAGAUGAGACUGAUGAUAAAAAUAAAGACAUGGAGAUCUAUUCUAACAAUGCUGUUGAGAUGACCAUAAAAACUGAGGUGACUGAGGACGAGACGGAUGAGAUCCAUUAUGGAGAGAUUGACUUCUCCGACCUCCACACAGACAACGUGACCAGAAAAGACCCUGAGACAGAGUAUGCUGAGAUUCAAAGAUCAAAGAGAAAAUUAAACAGUGACCAGAAACAGGAGGACCUCUACGCUCAGGUCAAGACAAAGUUGAUGAAUUAUAAAGUGAUUCUGUCUUUUUUUGAUCAAUUCAUUUCAGUGCCCUUGAUAAGAAUCCAGAUGGCAAUAAUUCAGAUCAUUUUCUUCAUUAUCAUCAGCAGCUCUUUGUUACUACACACUCAUUCAGCUGAUGUGUAUUCAGCUUUACUUCCACACACAGUAACAGCUCUCACAGGAUCUUGUGUACAGAUACCCUGCACAUUUGAUGUGCCUGAUUUCGAUGAGAAACUGGAGAAAACAAAACAGAUUCAUGGAAUUUGGCUGAUGAAGUCUCCACACUUUGUUCGAGAAAAUAGUUUGGUAGUGUUUAACAGCAGUGAAUUUUCAAAGAUUAUUCAAGGAUUCAGUCACAUAGAGAUGAUUGGAAACCUGACUGAGAGAAACUGCACCACUGUCUUCUAUAACAUCAUGAUGAAUCAUUCAGACGUUUAUUACUUCAGACUGCAAAUGGAGCCAAAUGUGUUCAGAGGAACAUUUAACACCAAUUCAGCUGAUCCAAGUGAUUCAAGCAAGACAGUCAGGAUCAAUGUUACGGAUUCACCAGAUCCUCCUGAACUCAGUUUCACUCCAGAUGUGAAACAACAUGUGCUGGAGGGGACUUCAGUCAGUCUGAGGUGUUCUGCUGAAGCUCCCUGCCCAAAAAAUCCUCCUACAUUAUCCUGGUCUCUCAUCCCCACAUCUGCAAACAUCACAACACAGUUACAAGAGAAACCUGAUAAAACUCAAUCUGUGAUUUCCACAAUGACCUUCAAUGCUUCAUACACGGAUCACAAGAAGAACAUCUCCUGCACUGUAACAUAUUCAACACACAUCUCUAAAGACACAACUGUGGAAAGCACCAUAACGCUACGAGUUCAGUUUCCUCCAAAAAAGACAUCUAUCAGUGUUGAACCAUCUGCUUCAGUCUCUGUGGGCACUAAUGUGACUUUGACAUGCAAAACCAAAGCCAGUCAUUCAAAAAACAUUAGCUACACCUGGUACAAACGUGGACAGGAGACACCUCUAGCCUGGAAGAAUAAUAUUACCCUCAUUGUUACUCAUAAUAAUACAGGAUGGUAUUCCUGCACAGCACAGAAUAUAUUUGGAACCCAGAGUUCAGAAGAGAUCCAGCUCAUAAUAAAAGAGCACAAUGGAUCCUCUAAAUCUGUGAUUUAUGGCUGUACAGGAGGACUUCUGACUUUACUUGUGCUUUCUGCAGGAUCUGUUUAUUGCGUGAGGAUGUCAUCCAGUCGAGACAAUACCAGAGAAAAUCAGAUCACUGAUGACGAAACAAUCAUCAUCUUCUAUGGAGAGACUGAUGUGUCAAGUUUGAAGAACUGCUUCAUCGCAGGAACAAACUUCAGAUGUGAUGAAUUUACAGAAGUACAGUACGCUCAGGCGUCAUAAGUAAUUUCCAUUAAAAAUUAGUCUGUCUCUCAGCCAGGAGUUGAAUACUGUUGUGCUAGCAAAAGUGUUUGAAAAUUGUGCAACAUUUGGAAUUUUUUCAACAUCAAAAAGUAUUUUGUUAAAUUGUUCCUGUCUGUGAUUUAAGAGUUUUAUAUAUAAUGAAAAUAAUAUACAAAAUAAACAGCAGAACAGUAUGAGUAAUGUAAAGACUUUGAUUGUGUUGUAACCAAUUUUCCAUCAAUUUUUUAUGUAUUUUGAAAGAGAUUUAUAAAAUGUUGUAAUUAGAUUUAAAUUGACUUAAAAUGCAGGCUUUUUGCUGCAAGCUGUAUUUCAAACACUUUAAUUUCACCACUUUCAUUUAUUUUUAAAACCGAAUUCUCUUAAUGAUUUAACAUUAAUAUUUUGCACUUCAUACAAACAACAGCUUAAUGUUGCAGCUGAUUCCUUCAUUUACUUGCUCUAAUAAAGCAUUCAUAUACUCUUAUUCAGAGUAAAAUUAA
Molecule: messenger RNA, 3422 nt
Organism: Triplophysa dalaica
Lineage: Eukaryota; Metazoa; Chordata; Actinopteri; Cypriniformes; Nemacheilidae
Exons: 14
Coding region: 22-2922 (966 amino acids)
Source: RefSeq, a predicted model, not a curated record